This is a messenger RNA of Scophthalmus maximus (turbot), 3229 nucleotides long. Its product is annotated as E3 SUMO-protein ligase ZBED1-like. NCBI's taxonomy places the organism in Eukaryota, Metazoa, Chordata, Actinopteri, Pleuronectiformes, Scophthalmidae. Gene Ontology annotation, molecular function: DNA binding; protein dimerization activity. The transcript is spliced from 2 exons. The record is from RefSeq and is a predicted model, not a curated record. The coding region runs from base 187 to 2214 and encodes 675 amino acids.
GAGGGACUCGGAAGCUGUUCGUCGGGACGCAACAAUGAUGUGGCUGCAGCAAGUGGUUCUUCCUCUCAUCAGACUGUAUAUGUGCGGCAUUAAAGUUCUUCUCUAUCAGAUGUUCAACAGAUCUUUCACGCUGCCAGGUGCUCACUAAACGAAGGCAUCCGAGUGGAUUGCUAACCAAAGGAACCAAUGGAGGGGAAAAGCUCUGGACCUUCGUGCUCUGGCCUCAAUUUGGUCGCACACCCACGAGCAAAAAGCAAAGUCUGGAAAUACUUUGGCUUUGACACUGAUGCAGAUGGCUGCAUAUUGCACUGGAAACGGAUUUACUGUCGUGUUUGUAUGAGUCAAAUUGCUUACUCUGGAAAUACCUCCAAUCUGUCGUACCACCUUGAGAAGAACCAUCCAGUACAGUUCAGUGAGUUUUUGAGGAGUAACUCAGAUCACAUGCGUGAGGCAUUCGCCACAGCAUUCUCCAGGAUAAAGACGGAGCCUUCAGUUCCCCAUGGUCAGCAACAAUCCCAGGACACUAAUUCAAGGCAUACCUUAGACUACGAAAACAGACGACACAAUGAUCUGACAACAGCUAUAAUCAACUUCAUCUGUGAGGGCCUGUACCCUGUAUCUCUAGUUGAAGAGCGUACCUUUAAGAGCUUAAUGAGUACUGUCGAUCCCGGGUAUUCUCCACCCAGUAAAAGUGACCUGGCAGCUAAAAUGGUUUCCCAGACAUAUUGCCAGAUCAGGGACAAGGUCUUCAGUGAGCUUGCUGAAGUUGUGAACUGUGGAGUAACUACAGACCUGUGGCAAAGUCAAACCCAGAACAGAACAUACAUUUCACUCUCUAUGCAUUCUGUUAAUUACAAUAGUACAUCGGGUUUCUCCAUGACCAACAAGUGCCUCAAAACAUUUGAAGUACUAGAUGACAACACGGCCGAGAAUAUCACCAGAGCGAUGUAUGAAGCCUUUGUUGAAUGGGGGAUAACUCAUAAAGUCAGUGGUGCCACCACAAAUGGUUCAGUAGAUAUUAUCAAAGCAUGCUCGCUGCUGGACCUUUCAGUGGAAAUGCCUUGCCUUGGACACACAAUCAACCGCGCAAUGGAUGAAGCCUUCCAGCUUCCUCGGGUUAACAGCUUUUUGGGAUGUUGCCGAAAACUUGUUGAUCAUUUCAGAGAACCCGCAAUGUAUCUGCUGAGAGAAAAACAGAAGCAGCAUGGCCUCACCCAGUGUCAACUCCUGACGGACAGGGGUAGGUCGUGGUUGGCCACAUUAGUGAUGUUACAAAGACUGAAAGAGCAACGGGUUGCUUUAACUUCAACACUUGCAGAGAGUUCCAGCAGCCAUCAUUUUAACUUUGGUGGAGCAGACUGGAUUUUAUUGGAGAGCUUGAUUGAAGUCCUCCAGCCUUUUAAAGUUGUAGCUGAUAUGUUCACUUCUUGCAGGUACCCAACCAUUAGCAUGGUGAGGCCUGUACUUCAUAUGCUGUUGAAUACCACCCUCAAAAUCAAAGAAGGGGAUCUCAAAGAGACCAGCAUGACCAAAGAGGUCAUCUUUAAGGUCCUGUCCAGCACCUAUUCACAGAAUUCGCAAAUUUCACAAGAGAUCUCAAUGUUCCUCAACAUUGCCACGUUCCUGGAUCCCCGGUACAAGAAGUUACCUUUCCUUUCAACUCAGGAACGGUCAAAAGUUGAGAGUAACUUAAUUGAGGAUGCAAAGGCAAUCCUUGAAAAGCAGAUUUCAGAGCGAGCAUGUCUCGAUGAUUUAUCCUUGUUGUCUGAUGAGCCGCCUAGCAAAAAAUGGGCACCUCCAGGAGAAUCGUCAGCCAGCAGUUCGACCCAAGUCAACCCUUUGGCUGCCAUAUUUUGCCAGUCUGAAACCGACCAUGGCCAGGAGGAGCUACAUGCUCAGGUGGUAGAGGAGCUUAGCAACUAUAAGUCACAGAGAGUUCUAGGUCUGAAUGAAGACCCAUUAAUGUGGUGGACGGAUCAUGCAGCCUUGUUCCCCACCCUCCCCAAGGUGCUGCAGAAGUACUGGUGUGUUCCUGCCACUAGUGUACCUUGUCACAGGCUGUUCACUUCAUCUGGGGCUUUUCUUUGUGGGAAGAGGAACCGGAUAGCCCCGGCUCUAGUGGAUCAGCAGGUCUUUUUGUAUGAGAACUUGCGGCCCUACUAUGCAGCCGAGCCCUGUGAGGAGGAUUUGAACAAUAGCUGGGAAGAACACUAGUCUGGGCCAUCCUCUGGAGUCAAUGUGGGUUUAAAAUGCAAAAAGGACUGGGAAUUUUGACAGCUUUGUGUGAUCUACAUGCAUGACCUGCUGAAGCAUUACAUUACAAAUUGCACCUUUAAAUAAUCUUUGUCUUAGUUUUGUGUCUUUUAAUCUUUAGUCUUUUCAAGUGUUUUGAUCUAAUGAAAUAAGUUUGACCUAUGUUGCCUCACCCUGCCUUGUAAGAGUAGUGCAAUAUUUUAGGCGGAAUGCUUUCUCUCUUUCUGUGAAUGAGAUGCAAAUAUUGUUUCAAUUGCAUCUCAGAGACAGCGCUCAACCAAGGACAUGUAGCCUGUCCAAAUUUCAAAAUGAUGCCUACUAACACCUUUAAAGCUCCCAGGGAGCCUCAUUUGUUGAAAUUGCAUAUAAACAGAUAGAAAGAAACCAACUGUGGAGCUGUGUUUGUUUAAGAAAUAGUAAAACUAAAACUAUACAUAUCGUUCUCUGAAAGCAGAUCGGCUACAGGCUCAAACUAAAUAUGUUAACAAUUACUGAACGAUUGCCAUUAAAUCUUUUUACCCAAGUUCAGCUGUGUGGACUUAAUGUGUGCGGAUGCUCUGACACAAGAAUGGUCCUCUGAUCAUUUUUUAAAUUCGGGCUCAGGAACCUACAAGAAGGAAAAGAGUGUGAUAAAUAAAUUAAAUCAUAAAUGUUCUUUGCUAUUGAAAUAUCCUAGCCCUGUUGUUUUUUUCAAAUCUGUAUAGAAAAUGUAUUCCACUGUAAUCAAAUUGACGAAUAAGCCACAAUAUGUUCAUGUUGGAUCAAACUAAUCUAAAAGAAUAUUUAUACUCUUGUUGUCACUAUCUACCCUUACCUGCUACAAACAUCCACCUGCUAUGCUGUCAUUGUUUUUCUUUUCUUUUUUUUCCUCCAUUACUGCUUAACAGAAAAAGUGAAAAGCCUUGUCCUGCAGAACACUGGCACAUAUGAAUGUUGUAAAAUGACUUUGUGGAAGUAAAGAUACUGUUUCAACAUU